This is a messenger RNA of Penicillium atrosanguineum, 450 nucleotides long. RefSeq names its product 60S ribosomal protein uL15. The transcript has 3 exons. The record is from RefSeq and is a predicted model, not a curated record. Gene Ontology annotation, cellular component: ribosome; cytosolic large ribosomal subunit. Gene Ontology annotation, biological process: translation. Lineage: Eukaryota; Fungi; Ascomycota; Eurotiomycetes; Eurotiales; Aspergillaceae. Gene Ontology annotation, molecular function: structural constituent of ribosome. The coding region runs from base 1 to 450 and encodes 149 amino acids.
AUGCCUACCCGUUUCUCGAAGACCCGGAAGCACCGCGGCCACGUUUCCGCCGGUUACGGUCGUGUCGGCAAGCACCGCAAGUCCCCCGGUGGUCGUGGUAUGGCCGGUGGUCAGCACCACCACCGUACCAACAUCGACAAGUACCACCCUGGUUACUUCGGUAAGGUUGGUAUGCGCUACUUCCACAAGACUCAGCAGCAGUUCUGGAAGCCUACCAUCAACCUCGACAAGCUCUGGUCCCUUGUCCCCGCCGAGCAGCGUGACGCCUACCUCGCUGGCUCCAAGACUGACGUCGCCCCCGUCAUCGACCUCCUGCCCCUCGGCUACUCCAAGGUCCUCGGCAAGGGCCGUCUCCCCCAGAUCCCCGUCGUCAUCCGUGCCCGUUACUUCAGCCGUGAUGCCGAGCAGAAGAUCAAGGAGGCUGGUGGUGUCUGCGAGCUCGUCGCAUAA